Schistosoma bovis is the source of this 2095-nucleotide messenger RNA. The record is from the annotation of a GenBank genome assembly. NCBI's taxonomy places the organism in Eukaryota, Metazoa, Platyhelminthes, Trematoda, Strigeidida, Schistosomatidae.
CUUGUAUAACAUGUUAUGUGUUUCCUGUGCAAAUGUAUAUGCCACAUCCUAUCAUUCCCACUAAACUUAUCUGUUUAAGCCAAUUGUAUUUAAUAUAAGGAACCAAUCUAAGUCAUUUACAACACAGUUAAUCUGUGUGAUAAUUUUGAUUGUUUAAGAAAUAUUGGGUGUGUUUUCAUCCCUUGUCCACUGUAUGUAAAAGACAUUCACUUUAGAAGAGACUGAAUAGCAAAUUAUGUUAUAAACAUUUAUUAUAUGUUCUCAUAAAGAUUCACUUUCUUUUUAAUGGCUUCUCAACAUUGUUCAAUUCGUUUAAUUCGUCAAGAUACAUCUAUUCCAUGGGGUUUUCGAUUAGAAGGUGGUACUGACUUUGGUCAUUCUAUAACUAUACAACAUGUGAAUCCUGGAAGUAUAGCUGAUUACAGUGGACUUCGGGCUGGUGAUCAUGUGAUACGAAUUAAUCAAUCUGAAACUAAAUGGAUGAGACAUGAUGAUGCAAAAAUGGAGAUCAUACGAUCAAGUAAUGAUUUAGAAUUGUUUGUUCAGCGUAAUGAAAUUAUAAAUCAAUAUACACAUCAAAAUAAUUUUUCUCCAUCACCAAAACAUUCGUUAAGUAGAUCACCGAAACCAGUUUCUCCACAACCAGUUAGUCGACAAACUAUUUGGCAACCUAAAAUUGUUUCAUCUGUUCAAAUGUCACCAAAUAGUAAUCAUAACAAUCACCAAGCAUAUGGAACUCAUGUUAAUUUAGAGGCUACAUCGAAAAAUGAAGAGUCAUCAUCUAUUGGAGUUAAGCACAAUAUCUCACCACUUCCAUUUGGUCAAUCACCACCGGCACCUGGAGAAAACGUACUAACAAAAGUCGGUGAGGGACGUUAUAGAAAAAUCAGUCACUCAUCAUAUAAUUCACCUAUGGGUUUAUACAAUCAAAAAAAUAGAAAUCAAACAUUUGAAAGAACAUUGUCUAAUGCUACAGGCAAUCAACAUGAUGGUACAGCACCUCAAGUAUCACCAACAACACCACCAUCAAUGUAUUGUGGAUCAUGUGGAGGUUUUAUACGCGGUGUUUUUGUUAAAGUACAAGGUCGUAUCCCAAUGCAUCCUGAAUGCCUUAAAUGUUGUAAAUGUGGAAUAGGUUUACGUAAUAUUGGUUAUUUCUACAUUAAAGAACAAUUGUAUUGUGAAACUCAUGCUAAACAAGCUGCACCACCUCCUGAACCUGGCAUGAAAGCUGUUGUUGUUUAUAAAUAACAGGUGAACUUUGAAAAAAAAGAAAUAAUAAUUUAAGUUCUAUGAAAGAUAUUUAAUAUCCAAUUACACAUGAAGCUAUCAAAAUGAUUUAGUGAGUUUUACCAUUUUUUGUUGUUGUUGUUGUUGAAACAAAACAAACUAUUAUUAUUUCCCGUCAACAAAAAUGUUUAGUUUACAAAAUCUAUUGUCAAAAUCAUUAGGAUUAGUCCAAAAUUGGAUAUUUUAUCAACAAAAAAACCCAUCUUAACUCUCAUUACCAGUUGGGCAUGUAAAUUGAUUUAUAACAUAUAUAUUACAUUAAAUGAUUUGAAUAUGGACAAACUUUUUAACAAACCGUCUACUCAAUAUAUCCAACUCCUUUUUCAAUUGCUCUCUUUCUGAUUAUCCGUCGAUUGUUUGUUUUUUCUCUUUUUUUUCCAUGCAAACUCAUGCAGCCCUUUUAUUUUAGAUGUUUCAUUCUACUUAUUCUAUAGUUUAUUUCAUUAUCUUGAUUAAUAUUCACUAUUAAUGAUCGUAAUUAUAAAAUUGUAAUUGUUUAAGUAUUCAGUAAUUCAUUAUUUUAUUGAUUAGAUUAUUGUUAAUACGAUCAAUGUAUGAACCGUUAAAUAUUGAUUGUGUAUCCGGUAAUAAAAUAAUCAAUUUAGUCUUAUCAAAAUUGUUAUUAUCAUUUCAAUGAAGAUAAUAGAAAAGAAAAUAUCUUGAAUUGUGUUUUAUUUUUCUUAAAUAUAAUAAGUAAAGAAAUUUCAUUUUGUCCGCGAAUUUGUUGUUUAAAUUAUAUGGCCUAAUAACAUAAGUCAUUCCAAUGUGAGCUUGGGUAUAAUAAUUUACAUCAACACUAUUUUUU